AGUCACGCCGGAUCAUCUCACCGUAAAACAUCGCCAACCCGGUCUCGUGCAGAAACCUGAACCGCCGGUGUUUAAACAACCAGAUGGUGAGGAUGGUGAGUGUGAGGAGCAUGAUGAAGAUGAGCAGGUCCGCGCUGUCCUGCCUGUGGCUCUCCUCGGCUUUCUUCUCUGUUACGAUGUUCUCCAUGGCACUGUACUCCUCCUGAGGUGGUGACUCUGCUCGGCAAACACAGAUGCACACAGAAAGACUCACGAGCACGAGCAGACACAGCGUCCUCGUCGCCCUCCACGCGCUGUUGACAGUCACUCUAAAUACCAUUUUGGCUGGUCGCGCUCAAACGCUGCUACGUCUGCGAAAAUUACAGCAAACUUUGAGCAAAUAUGAUAAUAACGGGAGUAAAGAGCAGAACGACGACAGCAACAGAAAAACCGAUCCCGGCCCGGAAGUGAAAACUAUUUUUUGGAGAAAGUGUAGGAUGUUGACUUCAAAGUAAAAGUAUGAUGCUUGUUGUAAUCAUUCUUCACGCAUAUAACUAGACUUAUCUCAUCAUGUGUGAUUAGUAUGAUUUCUAUAGAACAGAAUUUUAACGUUAGUUGUAUUUUUUACAGGCAAGUGGUUGAAAUUAUUGCACUUCUUCUAAUUUAAGACUCUUAUUUUGAAAUUGUGAUGGUCAUCAUCCAGUACAGGAAAUACGAUCUAGUGUCUAUUUUUUAUAACUAUAUAUCUUAUUUAAUGUAUAAAAUGUGUUCCUUUGCUAUAUAACAGUUGUAGCAAUUUUUUGAUUAUCAAUUAUUUUCGUAUUUUCCCGAAAUUUGUUUAUCAAAAGUCUCGCGAUACAAAGAAUAAGACGAGGAAGUGAUGUGAUAUUCGCGUCUGUCGGUCACGAUGUAAAUCAAAUCAUUGCUAAAGAACUAUGCAGUAAUCUAUGUUUUUUUAUGUUAUCUUAUAAUAUGAAUUUGUCGUCACUUUUAUUGUUUUAAUUUACCGGGAAAUGGUCAGACAAAAACAACAAUAGACACAUAAUUGUUAAACUGGAAUGCUAGUAUUUCAUAACAUAUGUGCCCAAUAACAACACCAACAAUGAGAAAGUACAGGAAAUAUCAACUUAUGUUUUUAUGCAUUCGCACGACAGAAUAAUAUAUGAAGGUUGAAAAGUUAAAUUGAAAGAGCACCACUCUAACCCGUUGGUGAUAAAUGAAAAAUUUCAGUGUACAUGAAAAUUCCGAGGAGGACCUGAACGUCUCAGUGUCUUACUGAGCAGCGCUUCGUUUUUCUCCUCACAGCAGCCAUGGAUGUGUUAGCACUGUGUGGUUAGCGGUUGAUAUCAAACCCAAAUAGUAGUUUUUACUCUCAUCUGCUUGGAUUUCGGUGAAUUAUUACAUUUCUGCAGAAGCUUCUUCCAGAUACAAACGGAAAUGACAUCUAAACAGAAAGGUACGUUACAAUCUUGUGUUUUAGAUUUGGUCGAGUGUUGUUUACUGAGCUAAUAAUGGUUAGCAGCGGGUUUUUAAACAUCACCAAGGCGCUUAUUCAUUGUUAUUGCAUUCAGUUUAUUAGAAAGCUAAUAAUAGAGCUGGAUUACAAUAUGUUUAGGUACACUACACACGAAUAAUAACAACGUUGUGGUAAUUACCAAUGCUAAAAAACAUUAUUGGGGGUGGAGGGGUAGGAACAGUUAAAAACACUACUGUCUCGUGUAUAAAAUAAGAGAUAUCACCUUGUCCACAGGGGUCACCAGUGUCAUUGCAGACCAGAAGUUCCUCAUAGUAGCUUUAAAAGAUAAUCAGCUAAAAAAAACCCUGAACAAUGAAAGCUGGUGAGGUGGUAAGGUGUUGUGCUCUCUUGUUAAGCUCCACUUAACAAUGUGAUGACCCACUUCAACUCCAAAAAUAUACAUUGUUAUUGCUGCAAAAGUUCAAGAUGACAGAGUGUGAUUCCAAUGACAUUUUAUUAUGAAAGUAAAUCUGUGCCAUCUGAUUUUGAAUUUGAAUUUCUAAAGCUGAUUUUUUUUUUUUUUUUUUUUUGGCAUUAAAAUCAGACCUUGAAUUUCAAAACCAUUGAAUUUCAAGCACACAUAUUUAUUUCUGACACUAUUUUUUUUUUCACAAUGAGGAAAUAAAGGACACUUUUACACUGAAUUAUUUUACACUGAAUUAUUUGACACUUAUUAUUUUUUUAUGUUGAAAUUUUUUACAGUUUUUUUUCAGUCGAAUUUUCACUAACUGAAUAUUUUGAGAGACCGAUUUUUUAUUUUUUUUUACACCGAAUAUGUUUCCUCAUUGUAAAAAAAAAUGUGUCAGAAAUAUGGAUGUUUGCUUGAAAUUCGAUGGUUUUGAGAUUCAAAGUCAGAUUUUGAUGGAAAAAAUUUCAGCUGUAGAAACUCAAAUUCAAAAUCAGAUGGCACAGAUUUACUUCCAUAUGUUAUCUUUAAUAAACUUUUAAAAAGAAAAGAGUUAUUUUACGGUGAUGUUUACUGUCGUGUGUUGAAUUCUAGCUGGGAAGACUGGCUCCAAGAGCAAGGAGGAUGCUCCUUAUGAGUUGGAGAGUCAGUAUGUCCUGAGGCUUCCUUCGGUAAGAGUGUCAGCCUCUUUGAAACCAAAUAUUUUUAUUUGAUGAUGUAUGAAUCCUGCUAAAAAAUUCGUGGAUUCAUUUUUUGUAAACAGGAGUAUGCCUCGACAGUGAGAAGGAUCGCCCAGUCCAGCAGUAUGAACAUGAAAGACAGACUCACCAUCGAGAUGCAUCGUAAGCUUGUUUAUCACUAAUCUCUUCCCCUGUCCUAUCCAAGUGUUCAAGCUGAUCUAAACCCAUGAGAUGAAAUCUUUUCUAAUUAAAAAAAUGGUGUGUUUUUAGUUUAUAAUCACAGAUGCACCGACUAAACUUCAUACUAGCUCUUCUGACCUAUUUCACAUAAACAAUUUUGAAGAAAUAUAAAAUACAAAGAAAGUAGUUCUCUAUUGACUCAAGAAGUGUGAGUUCAAGGUAUUCUCUGGAUUGAGACACAUGUAAAUGUCUUUACUCUGAGCAUGUCAUGGUCAUGUAGACCUUAAAAUAAAGAUAACUCCCAUCUGUUUUCAGCCUGAUGAGAGAGACACUAUGAUAUGUGAAGGAAUUUGUGUUAAAGUCUACAUUACCAUGCCAUCAGAAUAAAGAUAUUUCAACUUUUUAAACAAGAGUAUCCAAACAUUUUUUUUCACUAUUUUCUUUGCAAAGAUUGUCAUAAAUAUUUGGCCCACAGUUAAAGUUUUAUGUCAUGGUCUGGUCUUAAAAAUCUCCUAAUUUGUCCAUGACUGUCCUUUCCUAGUUGCAGUAGUUAUUUUGAUCUUACACGCAACUCAUUAUAGUAACAAUCAGAUGGUCUUUUUUGUAGCUGAUGGUCGACACGGCAUAGUGAGAGUGGACCGUGUUCCUUUGGCCUGCAAGCUGGUGGAUCUGCCUUGUAUGAUUGAGUCUCUUAAAACAGUAGACAAGAAGACAUUUUACAAGACUGCUGACGUUUGCCAGGUAAAAGUUACUGUUCUAACUUUGAUUAGAAAAAGGGAUGUGGCAUAUUUUUGGUCCUUUUCAAACCAAGGCUUUGUUGCAGUUUUACCUUUUUGUUAUACAAGUACAACCUAAUCAGUUAGCAGAAUUCAGAGUACUUUCUGAUUCAUGUUUCCAUCUCUGGGUCAGAUGCUGGUGUGCACACUAGAUGGAGACCUUUACCCUCCUUUAGAGGAGCCAACUGGCACAGACCCUAAAAGUAAAAAGAAGGACAAAGACAAGGACAAGAAAUUCGUUUGGAACCACGGCAGUAAGUAAAAAUAUCUCCACAGACAGCUUUCUCAGCUGUCUGUGAUGGAAACUUGGCACAUCAGCAAGUCGAGAUGCAGAUUUCUCCCUCCACAGCUGAUUGAGCCAUUCUGACUCGACUAAUCCUGUUAUUCUGCUCUCUAGUUACCUGCCCUAUGAAGAACACGCGCAAGAGAAGAUUUCGGAAGACUGCGAAAAAGAAGGUUUUGACAUGUCUUAUCCUCCUUAGCAUGCACUCCCCUUUUCCAUCUCUUUCUUCAGCAUCACCCGACCCGCUUCCAACAAGACAUUUACAUUUCAUAAACCAAGAACAGUGGGGAAAGUGAAAACUAAGAUUUACAUAUAAAUAAAGCCUUUCUGUCUUAGUUUGCCCCAAAGGCAUACAAAAAAGAAGCAAUUUCACUAUUGCUUUGAUCAGAGUGAAGGCGAAUAUGCUUGAGCAAAACACGUCUUCUUUGUCUUCAGAAUAAAUCUUCCCAAGGAUGCAGAGCCAGGCUAUAUUGAUUUGGUUCCCUUCAGUUUUUAAUCGCUAAUGUCUUUUCUGGCAUGUGGCCAGCUGCUACCUUUUUGUGUGUGUGUGUGUGUGCGUGUGUGAGUGUGGAGGGAUUCUGCUAACACUACAUGUAACACAAUUUCUUUCUUUCUCUCUCACAGUACAUCGAAUCUCCAGAUGUGGAAAAAGAAGUGAAGAGAUUGCUGAGCACAGACGCUGAGGCCGUCAGUGUUCGUAUCCUUGGAUACCUACAGCUCUCCCAUGCUCUUGCUUUGUCAAACCAGGAAGCUAAUAACUACCAAGCAGCACAGCUCUAAAAUCACUGGCUAUGCUUUUAGCUUUGAUAAUCCCCAUAACCUGACUCUUGUGUUGGGUGUAUAUAGAACAGACAACAUCGCUUCCUUUCCCAAUCACAAUGGGUGCCAAUGUUCAUGCUUGUUAAACCAAGGCAUGUGCAGAAAGGAGUCAGCUGGUAGCAUUCCAGGACAGAAGUCACACCUGCAACACAAACUAAAAUGUUCAUUAAACUCAUUGAUAAAACUCUUAAGAUCACUCCGGUGAGUUAAGUCUGCAGUGGAGCAGAUUGUUGUGUAGAUUUGAAACACAAACACUUACAAUUAUGGGAAGUUCAUUGAGUCCUGUGGUAGUAUUUGUUAUAUUGUCUUUUGCUGUUCUUCCUCCUCUUUGCUAAUCUGGUACAGAAGUGCAGUUACUUCUGACAUCAUAUCAGCUCUUUUUAAAAUCAAAUCACUAAUUGAAACCAUAGACUGUAUAUACCUAUGGACAACCUGGUUCCGCCCUCCGCCAGUAUUCAGAUUUGAAGCUGAAAAGCUCUCUGUAAUUCCACGUUUCCUCCACUUCCUGAAACCAACAUUGCGCAGCACAUUGUGCGCAUUCGGCGGGAGAGUCACUGAGAGUUGCUGUGAUGACGCUUGGCUCAAACAGCGAAUCCUUGGGUGAGCUAAGCAGUCUUCGUACGCCCAAAGGCUGUAUCAAGUGUGAAUCAUAGAAAACAUGAACCCCCUAAUAACUUUUAAAAACGGAGCCGAACAGAAAAAAGAGGACUUGAGCACAAACCAGUCUUAAAAUAACUACAUGUCAACAUUGCAAGCAGGGGGGAUAAAAAUGUAUGUUCUGUGUAAUAAAUUUCUAAAGAUUGUCCACAGCCCCAUAAGGAUGGCUGGAGGAGGCGGGAUUUAUGACCUAUAUUGCAGCCCGUCACCAGAGGGUGCUGUUCUCGGAGUGUCUUCACCCAGCAAGGAGGCAAACGUCGUCCAUUCUAUAUACAGUCUAUGAUUGAAACUGAACUUCUAAUGAAAAUUGGCAACAUAGUAACCUUCAGCAUUUAAGUUAAAUAAGAACAAGCUAUAAUGACAAAAAAAGGUGUGUUUUGAUUUCAUAGUUUGGCCUCUGCCUCAUGUGUUAACGUAGCUGAGGAGGGUUUAUCACUCACACUGAGGUCUGUCUCCAGGGGGAGCUCUAAAUCUUGUGGCUUUAAUGCUGAUAAGUCCUUACAAGGUCUAUUUUACAUACAGUCUUUGCUCCCAUCUUGCCUCAAAUCCAGCUUGAUUUAGGGCCUAACCAGCCCUGUCUCCCCUCUGGCUCACCUGGCUUGACUUCGUCCAAUGCCUUUGUGAGAGCGAUACACUUUGCAAAGAGGCUAUUAGCGCUCUAAUGAAACUCUAAACCUGCCUGACAGAAUAAGAGCACAGCAGGGCUGCCAUGAGUGGCUGCAUGCUGCGUGUUAAUUUAGAUAGACUGUUCAUUAUCGUUGCUUAGUUGGUUACGGUGAAGCUAGAUUCUAAUUAUAGUUUAAGCAGUUGCAUGCAGCAGCAGCAGACGUGUGCAUGACACUGUAACGAAGGAAGUUCCUGUGGAGCUUCAUGUGGAUUUUACCUUUCAAGUCGACUUCAAAGAAGAGUUUUUAGAGCGCAAGAGUGUUGAUAGAUCUCAAGUCUUUUCAAAAUACCACUUGUGAGCGUGGAGAUGGAUCCAUAGAGUGUGUUGACCUUAAUUGAAGGUGUUCAGGGUGGGAGAUCAUAGCAGAGGAUGAGUCCAAGGAAGCAGAUCAGCAUAGCUCUCUGGGCAACCUGGACUCAUCACCGGGCACCUCAGGACACAAGAUGGGCCAUGGAUCCUCUGGUAAGUAAAAACAUGAAUGAUUUAUAUUUUGCAGCUAAAAUAGGUAAGGGAUGAGGAUGUAAGGUGAGCGGCUUGUUAUAGUGGGUUGGAAUUCCUGACAGAGAAUGAAGCAGAAGGGUCAAACUUUGCAGGUAUUACUCACAGUAAACUCAACAUUUCUAUAAGUGGUAAUGAAAACAAGGUGAACAGAGAUCUGAUUCUGUCAUACAUGAUACAGGAAUCACCACACAUACUAUCUUUAAGCUGGUUUGUGCCUAAUUUGUAAAAGCUGAAAAUACAAAAAACUAUGCAAAAAAAAAACAAGAAGGACACCAGAUACUGCUUCAAAGAAUAAUGACAAAAACUGUGAAAUAGUUUACAUCAGCUAAUGCUACUUGAAGCUUUUUACACUGAAAUAAAACUUUAAUAACUAAUUACUUUUUCUGGCAUGAAUAACUAUUAUAAAAUCAGUAUAUUAGACAUUUCUGCCUGAGCUAUAUGAUGCUCAUUUUGCAGUGUAGCUUCCAUGUUUCCAUUCAUAUUUCUGAAACUCUUUGUGUGCAGCUUCCUUCAUACACAUCAGGCACAAAGAUUUAUUCGUUUUCCUUAUGCUCGCCACCCUUGUCACUCCUGAUGGUCUCUGCCCCAGUGGACUGAAGUAGAAAUAGAACGCAGUCAAGCAUAAGCUACUCUUUGGACUUCAUUAUUUUUACCUUUGAAUUCACCAGAGGACCUUCCUCGCUCUCAACUGAAGCGUGCAUUUGUGCUGGUGUACUCGGAGACUGGUGCUCCUGAAUGGCAUGACUAAUGUGUCGAUAUAAAAACGUUAGCACACUUAAAACAGAGAUUUCACAAACACAACUUUCCACUUAGUAACCUGCUGUGUAAAUAAACCACAGAAACAUUGAUGAUCCACAUUUGUAAUACCUGGUUUAUUUCUUUGUAACAUCACUGGAUCCACUCCUCUUCACCAGACUAUUGUUUAUGCAUCCCUGUUGUGUGGGUCCAAGAAAAGCCUCCCACAGUCUGGCAGUUCCCAUCUCUGUGCAUCUUCUUAAUAACACAAAUGUAUUUUCCGCAUGGCCAGCCCAGCGUGAUGAACUGAGAGAGAUCUUCAACGACAUCAGCAGCUCCAGUGAGGAUGAAGAGGACGAAGGGGACCGUCACGAGGACGAGGACCUGAACAUCAUGGACACGGAGGAUGAUCUGGUCAGACAGCUCCAAGACAAACUCAACGAAUCGGAUUCAACACAGCAUGAAAGUGACAGAAACAGCCAGAUAGGUGAGUGGAUAUGAAAAACUGUUGAUGAUGUGAAAACAAAGAAGUAUAAAAGAAAUGAAGAAAGCUUCUUACAUUUAACUGUUAUUGUUUUUUAUGACUAAUCAGUAGUCGUGAUCACAGCACAGAUCCAAAAAAAAUCCAAUCAAACCUCUGCCAGGUACUGUACUCUCCGGGAAAGCAGAGGUCAAAAAUAGUCUCAGCCAGGUGUCUGGACUUGUAAUCAUAGCUGAGUUUUCUAGGUCAGACAUCACAUACACACAAACCAGAUGAGUAGUCCUACUACAGUACACCUGCUGCACUAGCCCGCCGCGGUGCAAACACUGGCAGCUCUCCUCCUCUAUUAACCAGCCUGAUAGGUGUUGUGGCUCAGCGUUCCACUCAGACAACUGUCCAGCCUGACAGCUCAAUGCCUCUUUAUCUACAUACACAGAGCUGUCAGUCAGCAACACCGGUGGUCAUCACAAAUGUAGCUGCUCAGCAAAGCCUGUCCUGUUGUGCAGAGGUCUGGCUGUGCAUGUGCAUGUGGCUGGCAGAUCUGCAAAGCUGUAUGAAAUGGAUCUACGGGGAUUCUCCCUGUUUGAUGUUGCAUGUUAGAUGGUCUGUAUCAGAGGAGCGAGAGUCAGUUGGGUGAGCAGAGAAGGGAAACAAUUGGUGAAUGAAUCCACAGGUUGUUGCGAGGCAUUAUCACUUUAGCUGGAUUUAAUGAGAGCUCUCUGUAGAGCGCAGAGCAGGCUGAUUUAGUUGUCUUUUAGUGCUUCGGCCUGCUGGCUCACGUCCUUUUUAAAUGGAUUUGUUGUUCCCAUUAACUGCAAUUUGUCAAACUGAAAUGGAGGCAUCCUUGUGGUUCAGCAAGUUAAGGCGCAUAUCUUGUCCUCAUGGCUUUGUGAGUGUGGUGUUACUCUCAAUUAUGUCACAUGUUAAUCUCUCUCUCCUUCCCCCUAGCUCUCUGGCUUUGUUGGCCGUGUGUACAAGCGUAAAUAACGUGGUUUUCUAAGGGAGAAAAAAAAGUAACGUAUUACACCUCCUGCUCUUCCCUACAGUUAUGGAGUAUCAGGUGCAGAUCAACAACGUGAAGGGCAAGCUUCAGGAGACCCGUGCACGCAAGAAACAGCAAGAAGAGCUCAUCAUUAAAGUGGAAAACCAGGCCCUCAAAGUAAGCACACAAACACUAACACACUUUCACAGUUGUCCUGAAAGUAGGUCUGCAUGUACAGAGACAUGAAAACAAGAACAUGCAGAUGAGCUUGGAGGCAGAAGUCUUCACGCAGCAUUACUUCUCUCAGCGGCGAUGUAAAACACAAGAAGAAACAGCUGAUCAAACACAGCGUUGGAAGCCGUUAUGUAGUUUUUGUAUAUUUUAAGCCUUGAAUAUUUUCUCCACCAGCCCUUUUACUGUAUAAGCGUGAUUAUGCAGAAAAAAGGCAUGAAAAUUCAUUGCUCCGCCAAGCGCUCUUUAGCGGCGACUCCACGAUAUGCGACACAUCAGCCGACACGUCCCUUUUCCACGUUGCUAUUUAGAGCUUUCAUUUGCUGGCGUUUUGGGACCGUCAAAGCCCCUUCUCCAGUCGUUAUUAUCACAGUCGCAGGGAAAAGGUCAGCUGUCUCUGACUAGCAUUCCAAGUGGCCUUUCUGUCAGAGAGGAGAUAGGGACACGAGCGGCCGAGACACACAUUUAAAGCCAUCACAAUUUAAUGAGGCUCAGCAUGUCGACUCAGAACAAAUCUUGUUUGUCUCCCUCCUUACACAGAACCGCUUCCAAGCUUUGUUGGACGAGAUUAUUCAGCAGGAGGAGAGAGAGAUGGAGCAGGUAAGAGCCCUUUUCUUGAAAGUAGGGGAUCAGUGGUUUAUGCAAGCUUUCUACAGCUUUUAGCACUUUGCAUGCAUUUACCCGGCAUGAAUGUCAAAUGCUGUGUGGUGUACAGAAGGCUUUGCUCUUCGUGUCCCUUGUUAACCAAACAUCUUUUAUGCCCAGCAGCAAAGAUCAAACUAAAUCAUGUGACAUUUAACCUGUCACCAGCUACCGGCAGAGUCCGAGUGCAGCUAAAACAUAGAACAUGACACAUGACCACCCUCUGUCUGGGGUCGUUGUUUGUAUUGACAAAUGGAGGCAGUGAAUUAAUUUAGAGAGACAUGUUAAUCAUCAUCCACUUACCCUCCAAUUACACCACGGGACUUUGGGGAUAUCAAUCAAGCCUUCUAUUUUUUGCUCCAACAGCUGGCCUCCCUGCAGGAGCAGCUGGACUCUCUGAUAGAGAAGUGACCACCAGGGGGCAGCAUCACGUCAUUAUCAGCUACUAAUGAACAGCCAUGAAGAGGAGGAGGAGGAGGAGAGCCUUCCUCCAGGGCGGAGGGGGCAUUUAUUUGCUGACUUGUGUCAUUCCUUGAAGGUUAUUGUUUUAAGUCAUUUGGAUGAUCUCUGUUCGUAACGUUGUUUUUAUUUAGUUGCUACUAUUAAAGCGUUUGGUUGGCUUAAA
This is a messenger RNA of Xyrichtys novacula (pearly razorfish), 10160 nucleotides long. The record is from the annotation of a GenBank genome assembly. Lineage: Eukaryota; Metazoa; Chordata; Actinopteri; Labriformes; Labridae.